Trypanosoma rangeli is the source of this 825-nucleotide messenger RNA. Its product is annotated as putative elongation factor ts. Gene Ontology annotation, molecular function: protein binding; translation elongation factor activity. Gene Ontology annotation, biological process: mitochondrial translational elongation. The record is from RefSeq and is a predicted model, not a curated record. The transcript has a single exon. Lineage: Eukaryota; Euglenozoa; Kinetoplastea; Trypanosomatida; Trypanosomatidae. Bases 1 to 825 code for a protein of 274 amino acids. Gene Ontology annotation, cellular component: mitochondrial matrix.
AUGUUAUGCCUGACUCGGCUGCGGGCCAGCGUCAGCAAAGUGGCCUUCCUGGAAAUGGUGAAGGAUCUCCGGUUUCGCACGGAGGCUCCAAUCUCGGACUGCAGCGCCGCGCUGAAGGAGACACAAGGCGACGUGGAGAAGGCGAUGGAGGUGCUCCGCAAGAAGGGAUCGGCACGGGCGAUGAAAAAGCAGUCACGGGUGACGCAGCACGGCUCUGUCGUCGCCUGCGUCGGGGGCACAUUUGGUGCUGCUGUGAUCACUGUCUGCAGCGAGACCGACUUUGCUGCACGUAGCGCCCAAUUCCAAAACACCUGCGCCAAGGUGAGGGACGCACUGCAAAAGAGGAUUCUUGACAGCAAGGGUGAUGUCCUGGCGAAUCCGACGGAGGCCCAUCACCUGCUCGUGGAGGCGACGACGGAAGACAUUCAAGCUUCUAUCGCCAUCUUGGGCGAAAAUGUUAUGAUCAAGUCGGUUGAACCUUUGCGACUGGCGCCGCAUGUGGCGGAGCACAUCUCCAUUGGCUCCUACACGCAUGGGUCAUUGGAGGUGCUGGACGUUGGCAGAAUCGCCGGCGUUGUCGCCGUAAGCCGUCUUGACCCCACGAUGGAGGUGGGGACGAGUACGCUGACAGAUGUCUCAAGACACUUUGUGGCAUGCAGUGGUGCGGAGGGAAAUUACGCCCACCAAAACUUUUUUGGCACGGAGGAGACAGUGGGACAGUGGCUGAAGCGUCAUGGUCUUCGCUUUAGCAGUAGCCUUGUGGUGGAUUUUGGCAAGGAACCAGUCAUACACACGGCUCCCCAGCCCCGCACCAAAGCGAGAUAG